AUGUCUGCGGCAGAUCGGCAGGAUUCAUUUGCCCCUGCAUCUUCCUCAUCGUACUCGUCCGCAUUCCCGCAACGCUUGCCCCCGUCCGACGACCCAGACGAGCUCGACUUUCUGGGGGACCAUGAUGACGACGAUGUCGCCGAUGACGGCCACGUACUCGACGACGACCCAAUCCAUCACGACGAAUUUACAACACCCAUCUCAUUCAAGCGAAAGUCGAAACCCUCGCUCUUCGCCAGCCCUGUCCGACUGCUCUCGGCGCUGACCCGCGGCGGCGAUGGCGGCGGCGAGAGCAGCAGCAGCAGUAGGACGCCGCCGCGCACGCCCGUGACCCUUCCGACAACAACAGCGACGUCGUUGUCGCCCCGGCGGCCGGGUGCCUCUAGCAACGGGGUCUUUAAUAAGGACGGGGCCGCCGCACUGGACUGGCACGUCGAGGGGCCCGGGCGCCGCGUCGCCUACGACGACCUGACGGCGAUUGACUGGAUCUUCGAGUACACCAAGGAGCGGCAGCGGCUGCGCGUGUUGACGGCCAACACGAGCGGGCUCGCGGGCUCGGUGCGCAAGCUGCUUGACGCGAGUCAGGUCUGGGUCGUCAUGAUCCUGACGGGGCUGGCUGUCGGCGCCGUGGCCGCCCUCAUCAACAUCACGGCCGACUGGCUCGGCGACCUUAAGCUCGGCUACUGCGCGAGCGGGCCCGAAGGCGGCCACUUUUACCUCAACAAGAGCUUCUGCUGCUACGGCUACGACCAGGGCUCCAAGUGCACCGGCUGGCGCUCCUGGGGCGAGGCGCUGGGAGUGCAUGCCCUGGCUGGGCGGUGGAUCAUAGAGUAUAUAUUCUACCUGUUCCUGUCGAUUUUAUUCGCAAUUUCCGCUGCUGUGCUGGUGCAAGAAUAUUCGCUGCAUGCCAAACACAGCGGUAUCCCGGAAAUCAAGACGAUUCUCGGCGGCUUUGUCAUCCGCCGCCUGCUCGGCGCCUGGACACUCGUCGCAAAGUCGUUGGGCCUCAUCCUAGCAGUGGCUUCCGGAAUGUGGCUCGGAAAGGAGGGACCGCUGGUCCAUGUGGCCUGCUGCUGCGCCAACCUCUUUACGAAGCUAUUCCACAACAUCAACGGAAACGAGGCGCGCAAGAGGGAAGUGCUGUCCGCGGCGGCGGCGGCCGGCAUAUCCGUCGCAUUCGGCUCUCCGAUUGGCGGCGUCUUGUUUAGCUUGGAGCAGCUGUCCUACUACUUUCCCGACAAGACCAUGUGGCAGAGCUUCGUCUGCGCCAUGACGGCCGCCGUGUCGCUGCAAGCCUUUGACCCCCUCCGGUCCGGAAAGCUGGUUCUGUACCAGACCAAAUACAGUCGCGACUGGCACGGCUUCGAAAUCUUUCCCUAUGCCAUUCUUGGCAUCAUAGGAGGCGUCUAUGGCGGGCUGUUUAUCAAGACCAACAUGAUGGUCGCGCGCUGGAAAAAGGCCAACAGCUGGCUGCCCGGGCCCAUUGUCCAAGUGCUGGCCGUGGCCCUGCUCACCGCGCUCAUCAACUUCCCCAAUCACUACAUGAAGGUGCAGUCGACCGAGCUCGUGUCCAACCUGUUCCAGGAGUGCUCGCAGGUGCUCGAUGACCCGGUUGGCCUCUGCAAGACGGGCGCCGCGUCCGCCAGCACCAUUGUGCUGCUCCUCUUUGCCGCGCUGCUCGGCUUCUUCCUCGCCGCCGUCAGCUUCGGGCUGCAGAUUCCCGCCGGCAUUAUCCUACCCUCAAUGGCCAUUGGCGCGCUCGUCGGCCGCGCCGUCGGCAUCGUCAUGGAGCUCUGGGUCGACAGCCGCCGCGGUUCGCUCCUCUUCCAGACGUGCGCGCCCGAUGUGCCCUGCGUCACGCCGGGCACCUACGCCAUCAUUGGCGCCGCUGCCGCCCUCGCCGGCGUCACCCGCAUGACUGUAUCCAUCGUUGUCAUCAUGUUCGAGCUCACCGGCGCCCUCACCUACGUCCUCCCCAUCAUGGUCGCCGUCAUGAUCUCCAAAUGGGUUGGCGACGCCUUUUCCCGCCGCGGCAUCUACGAGUCCUGGAUUCACUUCAACGAGUACCCCUAUCUCGACAACAGCGAGGAGGUGGUCGUGCCCGACGUGCCCGCCGCCCAGAUCAUGACGCGCAUCGAGGACCUCGUCGUCCUCACCGCCACCGGCCACACCAUCGCCUCCCUCAACGAUGUCCUCGCCGCCCAUCCUUGCCGUGGCUUCCCCGUCAUCUCCGACCCCCGUGACGCCAUUCUCCUCGGCUACAUAUCCCGCGCCGAGCUCAGCUACAACAUCCACACCGCCUCGGCUCCGCCGCGCUCCCUGCCGCCGCUCACCGAGGCCUUUUUUGCCCACCAGCCGCUCGCCGACCCCCGCACCACCCUCGACCUCCGACCCUGGAUGGACCAGACGCCCCUCACCUUGCCCUCGCGCACUAAUUUGCAGCUCGUCGUCUCCUACUUUCAGAAGCUCGGCCUGCGCUACGUGCUCUUUAGCGACCGCGGCGUUCUCCAGGGCCUGCUCACGAAAAAGGACGUCUGGUACGUGCUCAACGGCGCCGACGAGACGCGUCGCACGACGGCGGCGGCGGACGCCGCGUCCGCUUCCCACACUGGUCCUACGGGGAGAGGCGCAGCAGCGACGUCGGGACCAGAUGAGGCGUUGCUGGUGUCCGACGAUGAAGGGGACGACGAUGGUGCGGCUGGUUCUCGUAGUCCAAUGCUCUAG
Beauveria bassiana ARSEF 2860 is the source of this 2724-nucleotide messenger RNA. Its product is annotated as voltage gated chloride channel. NCBI's taxonomy places the organism in Eukaryota, Fungi, Ascomycota, Sordariomycetes, Hypocreales, Cordycipitaceae. Gene Ontology annotation, biological process: transmembrane transport; chloride transport. Bases 1 to 2724 code for a protein of 907 amino acids. The transcript has 3 exons. Gene Ontology annotation, molecular function: voltage-gated chloride channel activity. The record is from RefSeq and is a predicted model, not a curated record. Gene Ontology annotation, cellular component: early endosome; membrane; Golgi apparatus.